This is a messenger RNA of Silurus meridionalis, 1165 nucleotides long. RefSeq names its product general transcription factor IIIA, b (gene gtf3ab). Bases 106 to 1068 code for a protein of 320 amino acids. The record is from RefSeq and is a predicted model, not a curated record. Gene Ontology annotation, cellular component: nucleus. Lineage: Eukaryota; Metazoa; Chordata; Actinopteri; Siluriformes; Siluridae. The transcript is spliced from 9 exons.
CGAAAGCCGCGUUCUCAGUCGUCCGGCAAAAAAGGGUAAACCUACUUACCGCCGACUCACAUAAAAACAAUAAAUAAAGAACAAGGCGAAUUAAUUGAGAAUAAAAUGGGAGAACGUUUCAAAGAUCCGAGUAAGAACUUCGUGUGCUCCUUCUUCAACUGUAAAGCUUCAUUUUCCAAGUCAUGGAAACUGGAAGCUCAUUACUGCAAACAUACUGGGCUGAGACCUUUUGCAUGUGACAGCUGCGAUAAAAGUUUUUGCACCCGCUAUCAACUCACCAGGCACAACCUGAGCCACAGUGGGAAGAAGCCAUACCAGUGUUUAGUGGAUGGCUGUUUGGAGGGCUUUACCAGUACCACAGGGUUAAAGAACCACGUGGAACGUGUGCACCAGCACAAGGAGAAGCACUAUGUAUGCGACUACGAGGGUUGCUUGAAGGAGUUCCGUAAGAAUAAACUGCUGAAGUCUCACAAAUGUGAGCACAUGAACCAGUUACUAUUCGAAUGUCUGUAUGAGGGCUGUGGGAAGAAGUACGCUACCUCUACAAAGCUGCAAAAGCAUGUGAAAGUGCAUGAUGGUUAUCCAUGUGCUGAAGAGGGAUGCACAUUCCAGGGAAGAACGUGGACUGAGUAUCAGGCCCACAGAAGAGCAGAGCACCGAGAGGUUCUGCAGUGCGACAGCUGCGCGAAGGUUUUCCAUCAAGCCUGGUUUCUGAAGAAGCACAAACUCUUUGUCCAUUUGGGCGUACGGCGUGUGUUCAAGUGCACCAAGGAGGGCUGUUCGAAAACCUACACCACACACUUCAACCUUCAGAAUCACAUUCUUUCCUUCCAUGAGGGCAAUCGCUCCUUCAUCUGCCCUCAUGAUGGGUGUGGGAAAGGGUUUGCCAUGGAGGAAAGUCUAAAGCGACAUGCUGUAGUCCAUGACCCUCAGAAGAAAAAGAUGCAGAACAAAGCCAAACGAGGGCUGAAGAAGAAACCCAAGAGUCCGGUUUCGAACGCCUCUAAACUGUCUGCCGAGCUGCAAAACCUCUCGCUGAACAAAUCCACACCCCAGAAGAACCAGUGAACAGUCAUGUGGUUGAUGAUUUGCUUAAUCAACACUAAAUUCACUAUCGAGCAUAAUUUCUUUUGAAAUCACUAGUAAAUAAACUCACUUCUCUGCA